This is a messenger RNA of Cicer arietinum (chickpea), 1272 nucleotides long. RefSeq names its product probable F-box protein At4g22030. NCBI's taxonomy places the organism in Eukaryota, Viridiplantae, Streptophyta, Magnoliopsida, Fabales, Fabaceae. The record is from RefSeq and is a predicted model, not a curated record.
AUGGAAACCUUUAUGAUUUCAAACAAAGUUUCUUCUUCUUUUUCUUAUUCUCAUACAACAAAAAUUACAGCAACAAACAAGUUUCAUAUAACCAAAAUCUCCAUUCCAAAGCUUCCUAAUAGAUUAAACUAUCUAAAUAAUUACACUUUAGCAACAUCUCAUGUAAAGAACAAUGAUCCUUACAAUAACAAUAACAAUAACAAUUCAAUACCAUUUAACAGAAGCACCUCAAAUUCAAAGGAGGUUAUUAAGCUUCACAUGAUUAUGGAAAUCAUAUCAGAUAGAUUAGAAAUGCACAAAAACAUUGGAAUCCAACGCGACAAUUGGAACCAUCUUCUGCUGUCAUCAAUCAACAUGAUGACACUUUCUGCUGCAUCAAUGAUUGGUCUUGCAUCAGUUUCAUCAAGUGGAGUUGAAUCACCUCUUUUAGCAUUGAAAGUUUCUUCCACAAUUCUUUACAUGGCUUCCACUGGUUUGCUUCUGUUGAUGAACAAAGUUCAGCCAUCACAGCUUGCAGAAGAACAGAGAAAUGCUGUUAGAUUCUUUAAGCAGCUUCAAGGAGAAUUCAAAACAAGGCUUGUUCUUGGGAAUGUUACUGAAUUUGAUGUUGAUGAAGCAAUGGAGAAAGUUUUGGCAUUGGAUAAAGCUUUUCCUCUUCCUUUGUUAGGAUCAAUGAUUGAGAAGUUCCCUCAAAAUGUUAAACCAGCAAUAUGGUGGCCACAAAGGAAGCAAAAAUAUAAAGGGCAAAAUGGGAAAUUGAAAAAUAAUAAUGGAUGGGAUUUAAGGUUGGAAGAGGAAAUGAAAAAGAUUGUGAUGGUUUUGAAAAAGAAGGAUAUGGGAAAAAAAUUGAAGUUGAGUGAAUUUUUCUUGAAGUUGAAUAAAAUAUUAGCAGUUUCUGGUCCAAUACUAACUUGUCUUGCAGCAGUUGGUUCUGUUUUUUUGGGCUCUGUUAAUUCAACUUGGCCUGUGAUGCUUGCUAUUAUUUGUGGAGGUUUGGCAAGUGUUGUUAAUACUAUAGAACAUGGUGGACAAGUUGGGAUGGUGUUUGAGUUUUAUAGGGGAGCUAGUGGUUUCUUUAAGCUCAUGGAAGAGACUAUAGAGGUAAAUUUAAAUGAAGACGAUUUUCUUAAAAGAGAAGAUGGUGAGUUGUUUGAAAUUAAACUUGCUUUACAAUUAGGUAGGAGUGUCUCAGAACUAAGGCAAUUUUCUGACUUUUUACCUUCCUUAGAUGAUGAUGAUGCUUGUGAAGAGUUUGCAAGCAAGCUUUUCUAG